AUGUCACAAGCCGCCGUCACUGUCGCGUCGCCACACGCAACGGAAUCUCGCACACGUUCCAGCAGUCCAAUGAGCCAGAAUGGCAGUACGGCGGCAGCCAAACCUCCUGCGGGUCAAAAUGCGGCUGCCCGCACAGGAAUAAAGAAGAUAUCUAGGCUUUUUGCCUUUACACGACUCGGUCGCGGCCGCCCGGAGAGCGCCAGCGCGCACGUACAGCCAGAGGACCUUGCGUCUACGAGAGAGAGCUCGCCUGAUGUUCACCAACUUACAUCUCGACGUCGCCGUGUCGCAGGAUCAGAGCAGAGGAAGCCCGCAAGAAACGGUCUGAGUCGCUUGAUCGCAAACGACCAGAAUCAGCCCUGCGCUAUUUGUGCGACAAUUGAUUUUCCCUCCCUACUCAACUGGCGCCCGGGCCAGCCUCGGCCUUGGAUUCCGCUCGCUCAUACCCUCGCUGAGCUGUCUGCCUGCCCAUACUGUAUUUUCUUCCAAGCCCUUGUGGGGAUUGAGCCGGAUACGACGCGCAAAUUCACACCGUAUCUACGAAUUCGACAGGCUUUUGAGCGACUUGGAGUCGGGGAGAAGCACGAGCUUGGAGGCGCUGUGAUAUUUGAGGUUACCACAAAGAGCAAGGUACUACCCUGGGGUUAUAUCGUCCGAAUUGCCGAGGGGGAGGAUGACAUAACUGGUUACAAAGAGUCGACGCCAAUUAUUCGAGGCCGUGUGAUACCACCCAAGCUUGAUUUUGCGUUACCUCGGACUUGGAUGGAGUUUUGCAUGGCCAAUCAUACACACACGGCAUGCACUUCGAAAGAAACACCGAUCCGAGGUCUUAAGCUUGUGGACUGCCGGGAGAAUCAGGUGGUAUUUGUGGACGACCUCAACGUGGACACGAUCGAGUAUGUCACGCUAAGCUAUGUGCGAGGCAGCCCUACCGACGAAGAAUGGGACCACAAAGGACUACCCGAGGUACUACCUCCGCUACUCACAGAUGCUAUAGCUGUGACCAAGUCUCUUGGUUUCCGUUAUCUUUGGAUCGAUCGCUUCUGUUUCCCCCAGUAUAACGCCAGCGAGAGAAGUCGACAAUUGGACAAAAUGGGAGAGAUAUAUGCACGCUCCGCGCUGACAAUUAUCGUUGCAGCUGGUAAAGGUGUACAAGAUGGAAUUCCAGGCGUAAGCGUAGCACGGGAAGAGCAACUGUCACUGCAAACUGAGGCUGGCUGUUUCACGACGUCACUUACACGGCCUGAUGUUGAAGUUACCAACUCUAAGUGGGCAUCUCGUGGUUGGACAUACCAAGAAGGACUCCUAUCACGACGUCGACUGGUCUUUACGCCGUCGCAGAUCUACUUUCAGUGUCAGACUUUUCACUGUCACGAAUCCAUUUCCUUCCCUCUGAAAACAAAACCUGCUCUCAAUCUUGGCCGUGUCUUUCCCGAAAAGGGGGCCGGAAAACGGACGGGCGAUUACAAGAGUGUCGUCAGUGGCUACCUUAGCCGCGAGUUCACACUUCCAGAUGACCGUCUGGAAGCUUUCAGGGGUAUAUUGGAGAAAUACACCCAAAUGGACCAUCCCAUGGAAACUGUCCUCGGUCUUCCCAUCUUCCACGCCAAGGAAUUCAAGAGCAAACCUAGUCCUACUCGGACAGAUCGCCUCGUUGUCGGUCUCGGAUGGCUAUACGACCCUCCAGGGGACACUGACAUAUCAACACAUCCUAUGCAGCUCCAAGGCCCGUUUCCCUCCUGGAGUUGGCUCGGCUGGAAGACGCGUCCUGAGUAUACGGGAACUGGCCCCAAUUUGAAUAUAUAUCAAGUUAGCGAGGAAAGCCCCGUCAUCGACAAUAUCUCGACUGUGCCCAACUUGACCAUAUCUAUUGGCUUUAAAGAUGAAAAGGUUCUCUGCUGGGAAACAGAGGGGGAUGAGAUUGCCGCUCGCUCAACACCUAUCUCCUUCCUACGUCUUCAUACCUACUGUUUCGAAAUAUGUAUUACAAUAUCCCCUUCUACCGCAUCGUCUGCUUCCGCCUCUUCUACAAGCACCAAGAUCACACUCACGUCGCCCGACCUCCUCGACGCUUUCCGUCCUUCUGUCGCAGCUCUACUCUUCCGCGCCGCGCAAUCAUCCUCCGACUCCUCUUCUGAACCCCCGCCCGGCGAGCAUAUACUCAUUGGUGCCUUCAUUUCUGGCCGGGACUGGAAGGUCGAUGAGUCCUAUGAGUCUGCCAAUGUUAUCAUUUGCGGCCGGCGUAAUUGGAACGCCGAAGAUGUCCUCGUCCGCCUCGGCACACUCGAGCUUGGUCCCGGGGGGUUGCUAGGCGUUGAUGAGGACACAGCCGUCGUCAAGGGGGCUAUGAACAACGAGAGGAGGUUGGAUGUUCAGCUGAGGGAGCUGGACAUAUACUGA
Fusarium sp. VM40 is the source of this 2400-nucleotide messenger RNA. The record is from the annotation of a GenBank genome assembly. Lineage: Eukaryota; Fungi; Ascomycota; Sordariomycetes; Hypocreales; Nectriaceae.